Panonychus citri (citrus red mite) is the source of this 1698-nucleotide messenger RNA. It is a transcript of the gene TBC1d7, whose product is annotated as TBC1 domain family member 7-like. NCBI's taxonomy places the organism in Eukaryota, Metazoa, Arthropoda, Arachnida, Trombidiformes, Tetranychidae. Gene Ontology annotation, molecular function: GTPase activator activity. The coding region runs from base 174 to 1016 and encodes 280 amino acids. The record is from RefSeq and is a predicted model, not a curated record. The transcript has 6 exons. Gene Ontology annotation, biological process: activation of GTPase activity; negative regulation of TOR signaling.
AACUGGUCAUUCUUUUGCUUUUGCAAAAUUAUCUUUUAUUUGUAAUGUCAAAUGUUGUGAUUUUUUAGUUAGUUUUUUUCCAAUUUACUAGUUUAUUUUUUUUUCCUUUCUAUUUUUAAUUAAUUGUUGACCAUCUGUGGGCUACUAUUAGGACUCUAGGAUCUUUCUAUUUGAUGCAAAUGGCCGGUGAAGAAGAGCGCAAUUUUAGGGUUCCCUAUUAUCAUAAGAUUUUGUCAAAAGGAGUUGAUCUCAAAGCAAUUGAUAAAAUAUUAGAAGAGAGGCCUGUUAAUUUGUCUAAAUUACAAUCGUAUGUGUUAAAAUUUGGUUUGCCACCAAAUAAACGAAAAACCGCCUGGAAAUCACUUCUUGAGGUUUCAGAUCGAAUCGAACCCGAAGAUGAGACUAUUGAGAAUGUCCACAAAGAAACAUGUACAAUUCUGGAAUCAGCUUUAAACACUCUUCAUAUGAUUAAUGGUCGCACCAGAGUCAGUACUAAAUUGUUGUUAAUGUACAUAUUAGAAAUUAAAGAUCUAUCUUUUGAUAUAGACAAACAACUUGCUACACAAGAUAAUGUUACCUGUAACGUUAUAGCCAUGAGCUUUGAAAAUUUUGGUUUCCCAUUUGUUGAUACUUACUGGUUAAUGAGAGCUUUUCUCUUGAAACUCGAAGACCAGAGGCAAAAUAUUCUAAAAAUGGCUCAAAAAUUCGCUGUUGAAGACAAAGAUUUAGAAAAACAUUUGGAAGAAACGGGUGCCAAAGACGUUUUGCCAAUUUCUGUUUGGUUCUGUCGAUGCUUUUCUGGGAUUAUUCAUGACUCGUGCUUAGUGAGGCUUUGGGAUCGCCUGGUUAGUGGUUCAUUUAAAAUACUUCCGAUCAUUGCCAAUUACACUCUGUUGGAACUUAGAGACGAUCUCUUGACAAUAUCAUCAUCAACUGAAAUUCGUAGGAAACUGCUCGAGCCAACUCCUUUAUCAUCCUCGGAGAACAUAACCAGGAACGUUUUGGAAACAAAAUAAGAAUGGUUCAAAUACACAAAAAGCUACUCUUAAAAUUUAUCAUCCAUGUCUCUCUCUCUCUCUCUCUCUCUCUCUCUCUCAAUCUUUCUUUCUUCUCUCUAUUGAAAGUGUCUUGUCACAAGAAACUUUUUUUAUCAAGUUACAAACCAAACUGCCUGGGCUAAUUUAAAAUUCAUAUAUUACCUUUUCUUUUGAGACUUUCAUCACAACAUCUUCAGUUGAAACCUUUCGUACUGAGAAGUAAUGUUUCUGUCUUUCUGUCUUUCUUUCUCUCUUAUUAUUACCUCUAAUUACCUUUCUCAUGAUGAGAGAAACAAUCUAAAUGUGAUGUAAGCUGAUGGCUUGGUCUAUGUGAACAUAAUGAUUUCUUUUUUUAACUUUAAUUUUUUUAAAGCUUAUGAUGAAAAUCGCAAAACAAACGGCUUAACUUAAUUGUAUUAGAUGUUAAUGAAUAGAUUUUAGCCGUUUGUGGCUAGUCACUAAUUCUCAAUGAGAGGUUCAUCUGUAAAAAUCGUACCAACAAAACCUCGUCAGCGAAGCUUUCGAUCUCUUAAUUAACUCGUAAUUCAAGUCUCGAUAAGAUAAAACAACAAACAAACAACAAAUAAGCCUAAACAAUUAAAAUUCAAUAAAACUGCUUCUUAUGUGAUACAUUUUUAUUAUAAGAAACAGUGACAAUCAA